Molecule: messenger RNA, 2154 nt
Organism: Paramecium tetraurelia
Lineage: Eukaryota; Ciliophora; Oligohymenophorea; Peniculida; Parameciidae
Exons: 4
Biological process (GO): phosphatidylinositol metabolic process
Molecular function (GO): phosphatidylinositol kinase activity
Source: RefSeq, a predicted model, not a curated record
AUGAAUAGUACACAUAUUUCUCACUAAUUAUGCUCAUUGAUCUUCAAGAACACAGCCUCCAAGACUACAAUCUAAGACCUCUAUCUGAAUCAAAUUUUAGUUAACAAUGUUAGUAUUUGGUUUUAUCUAAUUGGAUGCUCAAUCUCUCUAAUUUUGGAUACCUUUUUAUUUGUAGUCUUUUUAUAUAAAAAUCAAUUGAGACAAAGUCCAGGAGACAUUUUUUUGGGUAGUUUCGUAUUUGAAAUCAUAAUGGCAAUACAGUGGUAUAUAAUUGCAGUUUCCUCUUAUGAAGAUAAACCCUUGGCUAAUAACUCCUUGGAAUGUUAAUUUACAGCCGCAUUAACAUUGAUAUCACACCUAGGAUAGUACUUUUAUAUAUUGGCUUUUUUCUAUUUUCUUACAAGAUAAGUGAAAACAAGUUUCAAGGCAAAAAAUAACAUCCAAUGGUUAAUCCACUUGGGAGUCAUCAUACUGACAUUAAUAACAUGUGUGAUUGUGUUUUCUUUGAAUUUGACAGGCAAAAACGUUGAUGGGAAAUGCUCUAUAGUUACAUCUCUCUUAGCGGAUUAUGUCAUUACCUUAGGAUAUACAUUGACAAUUUUAAUCUACAUUUCAAUUGGCGGAUAUUCGAUCUACUAUAUCAAGAAGAAUAUCCCAAAUUAAUAUAAGGAGAGAGCACAAAAAUUCCUGAAAUUCAGUAUUAUCUACUUCCUGACCUACCUCAUUCUGAUAUUCGCAGCAUAAUUGGUUGAAUUAUUAGCUAGUUUGAGUUGUACUUAUCAAUGGAACAUGAACUUGAAUGCCAUGUACGACACAGCAGCAUUUUUUGAUAUCAUGAUAUUAAUACUUUUACCUAUUAUUAGAGUAAAUGAUCCUUAUACUAAAAGAAUAUUGCUCAAGAUGUUUGGGUAUGGACAGAAACAAAAAUAAAUAAUUGAAGAGAAUGAACUUGAAUUGUCGAAACACAAUAGCAGUGUUGAUUAGGAUCUGAGUAUUUUGACUAGUGGUAUUUCGUAGAUUCGAUAAUCUGAAUUAAUUAUCAAUAGAGAGAAAUCUCAAACAGACGAUAAUCCUUUUGUUAGUGUUCUGCAAAAUAAAAAGAGAGGAUAAAUUAUGUGCAAAAUGAUAGCAGGACUUCAAAUUGAUUAGUAUUCUAAAUACAAUUCAUUGGAGGUUGAGAUCAUCAAUCAAAAAUCUGAUAACAUCUACGAGGAAAGAAAGAUUUACAAAUUCAAUAAUGAUUAAAUCAUUACUACCAUGCCUUAUAAUUUGUGUUAAGAUUUUGUGUCUUUGGUAGAAGACUUCCCACAAAUCAAAGUAGUUUCCUACACUCCAAUUAUAUUUCAUGCUAUUAUGAAUAGAGAGAAGGAGAAAUUGAACAUCUACGAGUCUCUUGAUAUCAACAAUAAUUUUGAGAAGAUUACGAAUGCCAGUAAGAAUGAAGGUGGAAAGUCAGGCUAGUUUUUCUUCUAUUCCCAAGACAACCAAUUGAUUAUCAAGACUGUCACUCAACAAGAAUUGAAAAUCAUCCUAACUAUGCUGAAAAAUUACUUUUAGUAUAUAUUAUCCAAUCCAAAUACUUUGAUCGCUAAAAUCUAUGGUGUCUACACAUUUGAAUAGGAAAACCAAAAGAAUAUCAACAUUAUUGUUAUGAGAAAUAUUGCUCAGACUUCAAACACAUUUAGAAUCUACGAUCUAAAAGGUUCUAGUUAUGACAGGGAAGUUGCUAAAAAAGAUACGAAUCUAUAAAAAGUUGUACUCAAAGACUUGGAUUUCUUGAAUAUUGAAAAAUAUUUAUAUAUCUCCUAAGAAGAUGCCAGCUUAAUUGCAGAAAAUGCUAUAAAAGAUUCGAAUUUCUUUAAGUCUCAAGGAUUGAUUGAUUAUUCCUUAAUUGUUUUCAAGAUUCUAAAUGAGCAAAAUCCAGAUCUUAUUCCCAAGAAGAAGGCCAAUAUAUUUAUGUGUGAUGAUGUUAGGUAUAGAUAUCACAUUGGAAUCAUCGAUUAUUUAUAGGAGUAUAAUGUGCAGAAGCAAUUUGAGAAGUAUACCAAAAAGAUUAUUAAACUCAAUUAGAAUUUGGAUACUAGUUCACAAGACCCUAAAAUAUACGCCAAUAGAUUCUAAUAGUUCAUAAGAAGAAUUACCAAAAUUGAAUGA